Messenger RNA from Auanema sp. JU1783, 1875 nucleotides. NCBI's taxonomy places the organism in Eukaryota, Metazoa, Nematoda, Chromadorea, Rhabditida, Rhabditidae. The record is from the annotation of a GenBank genome assembly.
AUGAACGAAAAAUGGUUUUUUGUUCUCUUUCUUUCAAUAUACCCAUAUUUCAUAAACUCUUUUUAUGUACCUGGAGUGGCACCUGUUGAGUUCGCACAAAAUGCAUCAAUCGAUGUUAAGGCUAUUAAGUUGACUAGUACGACAAACGUCGUACCGUACGAAUACUAUUCUUUGCCAUUCUGUAAGCCUCAUGGAAAUCUUCGUUUCAAAUCGGAAAACUUGGGAGAAGUUAUGAGAGGCGAUCGAAUUGUGAACACCCCUUUUAAUAUCCGUAUGAAGGAAAAUAUUUUAUGCAGUUCCUCAUGUUCGGGCAAACAAUAUGUCGAGCUAUCAGAAAAAGAUGUGAAUAACUUCAUAAGAAGGAUCAAAGAAAAUUAUCAUGUUCAUUUGCUCAUUGAUAAUUUGCCUGUCGCAACGAAAUAUGAUGUUCCUGGAUCUCAUGAGACGUUUUAUGAUUUGGGAUACAGAUUAGGAUGGACAGAUGACAACGGAAAAGUUUUUCUUAACAAUUAUCUCGAGUUUGUUAUGAAAUACCACGAGCACGAGACUGGUCUUUACCGAGUUGUUGGAUUCGAAGUAAGACCUCGUUCAGUUAGUAAACUUCUGUGGUCCAAUGAAAAUUCUGAACUUUGUGAAACAGUGCCGAACGAUAAAAGCUUUAUGGAAUUAACGGGAGCACAGACUAAAGUUGAAUUUGGAUAUAGCGUAACCUGGGAACAAAGUGACAUUCCUUGGGCUAGUCGAUGGGACGUCUAUCUUACAGUGAAAGCAGUGGAUAUUCAUUGGUUCAGUAUUAUAAACUCUGUUGUUGUUGUUAUAUCGCUUACUGGAUUCUUGAGCGUUUCUAUUUUGCGUACAGUUCGCAGAGAUAUUGCUCAUUAUAAUCGAGAUGAAGAAGAGGAUGAUGUUCUGGAAGAGACUGGGUGGAAGCUUGUUCAUGGUGACGUCUUCCGGCCUCCUCCUCAUCAAAUGAUCCUUGUUAACAUGGUCGGUACAGGCAUUCAACUACUAGGAAUGGUUGGAAUUAUUUUACUAUUUGCUGCUUUGGGAAUGUUAUCUCCUUCCAGUAGGGGUUCACUGAUGUCGGCUGCUGUGUUUCUAUUUUGUUUUAUGGGACUUAUUAGCGGAUAUCAUUCGGGAAGGUUAUAUAAAACCAUGAAGGGUAGAAAUCCUAUUCGUUGUGCAAUCCAGACUGGAACAUUGUUUCCUUCUUUGAUCUUGGGAAGUGGAUUUCUUCUUAAUUUUUUCUUGAUAAGUAAAAGUUCUUCCGGGGCGAUUCCGUUCGGGACUAUGAUAGCUCUACUUCUGAUGUGGUUUGGAAUAGAUUUACCUUUAAUUUUUCUAGGUUUCUACUUUGGAUACAGAAAACACCCUUAUGUAAACCCUGUUAGAACAAAUCAAAUUCCCAGGCAAGUACCUGAACAACCUUGGUACUUGAGAACUAUUCCCUGCACAUUUUUAUCUGGAAUAUUACCUUUUGGAGCAAUGUUCAUUGAACUAUUUUUCAUUUUCUCGGCGAUAUGGGAGAAUCAGUUUUAUUAUUUGUUCGGGUUCCUUCUUAUUGUUUGUUUCAUUCUUCUGAUCAGCACAGCUCAAAUAUCUGUAGUUGCUACAUACUUUAUGCUGUGUGCUGAGAACUAUAAGUGGUGGUGGAAGUCAUUUAUUGUAAGUGGAGGAUCUGCUGUAUAUGUUAUGCUGUACGCUGUGUUUUACUACUAUACAAAAUUGGAUAUUGAGGGGUUCGUACCGACAGUGCUUUACUUCAGCUACAGUGCGCUUAUGGCAAUUACUUUUUGGUUCUUAACUGGCACUAUAGGUUUUUAUGCUUCCUAUAUAUUUUUAAAGAAGAUCUACUCAGCUGUUAAAAUUGACUAA